Messenger RNA from Fukomys damarensis (Damara mole-rat), 2527 nucleotides. RefSeq names its product pleckstrin and Sec7 domain containing 2 (gene Psd2). Lineage: Eukaryota; Metazoa; Chordata; Mammalia; Rodentia; Bathyergidae. The transcript is spliced from 14 exons. The record is from RefSeq and is a predicted model, not a curated record. Gene Ontology annotation, biological process: regulation of ARF protein signal transduction. Gene Ontology annotation, molecular function: guanyl-nucleotide exchange factor activity; protein binding; phospholipid binding. Bases 52 to 2370 code for a protein of 772 amino acids.
GUGUACUGGAGUCCCAGGAGCUAUCAGGAUAGGGUGGAAGCAGUGGCUGCCAUGGAUGAAUACAAGCUUCCGUCUGCACUGAACGAAGAUGACAGUGCCACCUGGGACCCUAGCCUGGAGCCUGAGGAGGAGCCCAGGGCCCAGAAUGGAAUGGCAGCCAGUGAGGGUCUGAGCAGCCACCUCAGCAACCCAAGGCAUGAGAAAAGGGACACGCUGUUGGAAACUGAGGAGCCCACAGAGGACCCAGGUGAGGCCCUCCCUGGCCUCAGCCUCAGCCUCACCCUCACCAAUGGCCUAACCCUGGGGCCAGAAAGAAACAUUCUGGAAGAUUCAACAGAGCCCAGUUCCUGGAGGGCUUGUGCAUUGGCAGAGGGGGAUGAUGUCUCCAGCAGCCUCUGUCCAGACACUGAAGACCCUCAGCUGGGGCUUGAUGGCCCCGGGGAGCCAGAUGUGCGGGAUGGCUUCAGCGCCACGUUUGAGAAGAUUCUGGAGUCAGAGCUGUUGCGUGGCACCCAAUACAGCAGCCUGGACUCCUUGGACGUGCUGAGCCUCACUGAUGAGAGCGACAGCUGUGUUAGCUUCGAGGCUCCACUCACACCCCUCAUCCAGCAGAGGGCCCGGGAUAGCCCCGAGCCAGGGGCUGGGCUGGGUAUUGGUGACAUGGGGCCUGAGGGGGACCUGGGGGCAGCCGGAGGUGAUGGGGAGCUGGGCAGCCCCCUGCGACGCUCCAUCUCUAGCAGCCGCUCAGAGAACGUCCUGAGCCGCCUGUCUCUUACGACCGUGCCCAAUGGAUUCCAUGAGGAUGGGCCCCAGGGGUCGGGCAGGGACGAGGACGAUGAUGAUGAGGACACGGACAAAUUGCUGAACUCAGCAAGUGACCCCAGCCUGAAGGAUGGGCUGUCGGACUCGGACUCAGAGCUAAGCAGCUCGGAGGGGCUGGAGCCUGGAAGCACAGACCCACUGGCCAAUGGGUGCCAGGGUGUCAAUGAAGCUGCUCACCGGCUGGCCCGCCGCCUCUACCACCUCGAGGGCUUCCAGCGCUGUGACGUGGCCCGGCAGCUGGGCAAGAACAACGAGUUCAGCAGGCUGGUGGCUGGCGAGUACCUCAGUUUCUUUGACUUCUCUGGACUCACUUUGGACCGAGCUCUCAGAACCUUCCUGAAGGCCUUUCCGCUGAUGGGGGAGACGCAGGAGCGUGAACGGGUCCUUACACAUUUCUCCCGCCGGUACUGCCAGUGCAACCCUGAUGACAGCACCUCAGAAGAUGGAAUCCACACGCUCACCUGUGCCCUGAUGCUGCUCAACACGGACCUGCACGGACAUAACAUUGGCAAGAAGAUGUCCUGCCAGCAGUUCAUUGCCAAUCUGGACCAGCUGAAUGAUGGCCAAGACUUUUCCAAAGACCUCCUGAAGACCCUUUACAGCUCCAUCAAGAAUGAAAAGCUGGAAUGGGCUAUUGAUGAGGAUGAGCUGAGGAAAUCCCUGUCUGAGCUGGUGGAUGACAAGUUUGGGACAGGCACAAAGAAGGUGACACGGAUCCUCGAUGGCGGCAACCCCUUCCUGGACGUCCCUCAGGCUUUCAGUGCUACCACCUACAAGCAUGGUGUGCUGACUCGGAAGACUCAUGCUGACAUGGAUGGCAAGAGGACACCCCGUGGGAGGCGUGGCUGGAAGAAAUUCUACGCGGUGCUCAAGGGGACCAUCCUGUACCUGCAGAAGGAUGAGUACAGGCCUGACAAGGCUCUGUCAGAGGGUGACCUGAAGAAUGCCAUUCGGGUGCAUCAUGCUCUGGCCACCAGGGCCUCUGACUACAGCAAGAAGUCCAAUGUGCUCAAGCUGAAGACUGCUGACUGGAGGGUCUUCCUCUUCCAGGCCCCGAGCAAGGAAGAAAUGCUGUCCUGGAUCCUGAGGAUCAACCUGGUGGCUACCAUCUUUUCAGCCCCAGCCUUCCCAGCUGCUGUCAGCUCCAUGAAGAAGUUCUGUCGGCCCCUGCUUCCCUCUUGUGCCACUCGUCUUUGCCAGGAGGAGCAGCUGCGGUCUCAUGAGAAUAAGUUGAGGCAGGUGACUGCAGAGCUGGCCGAGCACAGGUGUCAUGCAGUGGAGAGGGGCCUCAAGUCCAAAGAGGCAGAGGAGUACCGGCUGAAGGAGCACUAUCUCAUGUUUGAGAAAAGCCGUUAUGAGACCUACGUCCAUCUUCUGGCUGUGAAAAUCAAAGUGGGCUCAGAUGAUCUGGAACGGAUUGAGGCUCGACUGUCAACUCUAGAAGGGGAUGAUCCUUCCCUCCGGAAGACACACUCGAGCCCUGCCCUCAGCCAGGGCCAUGGGCUUGUGACUGGCAGCAAAGCCACUGAGCCUGAUACUCCAGUGUGAAUGUGCAGGCAAAUGCCCCCAGAGGGGUCAGUGAGCACAAUUCUGGCCAGUGGCUGCUUGGACCAAGUUCCAGGCAGUUGACAGGCAACCAGAGGGGUGUGGAGAGCCCUGUGGGCCAAGGAGAUGGAGAUGCUACUCAUGGUGUUGGGCUUCUUUC